Messenger RNA from Haliotis rubra (blacklip abalone), 2310 nucleotides. Its product is annotated as FMRFamide receptor-like. Gene Ontology annotation, cellular component: membrane. Gene Ontology annotation, biological process: G protein-coupled receptor signaling pathway. Gene Ontology annotation, molecular function: G protein-coupled receptor activity. The transcript has 2 exons. Lineage: Eukaryota; Metazoa; Mollusca; Gastropoda; Lepetellida; Haliotidae. The coding region runs from base 592 to 1719 and encodes 375 amino acids. The record is from RefSeq and is a predicted model, not a curated record.
GUAGGAGUUCCCUCUAAUCAGCCCCGAGUCGUCCACUCAACACCAGCCGCACGGCGCUCGCUACACGAGCAGUCUACUCAACUCGUAUUGGCGUUACGGCAAACUUGGAUUGAUCUGAGACCCGCUAAUGAAGAGACUCUUUAAUUCUGUGGCAUUGAACAACCUGCUUGCUACUGCCUCGACGUAUUUUAUUUUCACAAAGACCGGAUACGGGAUGUUGUGUGGAGAGACGGACAAACGCACGGAGUGAACUGUAGCCAUGACAAAGAUGCACCGCCUUGCGAGAGGAUGCCAGAAAGUCUUGGAUGAAGAAAAUGCGCUGCACCUGUAACACAACGGAAGAUCAUCGAGGCCUUGUUUAUUCUCCUCAACGGGCACCUGCUGUUACGUUUGUCCACGGGAAGAUGGCUCUAUGUUAAACAGAAGACAUAAAUACCACCCACUCUAGUAGAUCCGAAGGUUUAGCUAUCUGGGGAUGGAGAUUCGUGUACUUCCAACUGAAUGUGCUGGAUGUGUACUGGAUAUCAAUUGUGAAAGUUGUUGAUAUUGCUGAUCUAGGAAUUGUUACAUCUCUGAAACCUGUCAACAAACAUGGAGGUGAAUGAAUCCCAAUAUAGCCUUUCUAGCUCCAACAGAACCGAGCAAGCGGACUAUGAAGUGUAUUUCUUUGUCCUUACCCAUGCCAGAUCGUUCAGAAUUGGAGGUCUUUGUGUCGCGAUUCUUGGAUUCAUUGGAAACACGUUAGCAAUCAUCGUCCUCCAGAGGAAGAGAAUGUGGUGCAGCACUGCAUACUUUCUCAUCCUUCUAGCUCUGUAUGACAACAUAAUCCUCAUAGCUGCUAUCUGGCAAAGUGUCUCCUACUUGCAGAGUAACAGCGACACAAGCAUUGUGAUCCACAAGGUGGCCUAUGUGUUAUUCAUCCCUGUAAGUUACAUUGCCCAAACCGGAACAAUCUUUAUGACACUCGUGGUGACCAUUGAAAGAUAUGUCGCCGUCACUAAGCCGUUCAAAGCUCGCAUCAUAUUCUCUCUUUCAUCAGCGAAGAAGAUUUCAUUAGGAAUAUUUCUGUGGUGUUUGGUGUACAAUAUUCCUCAUUAUGUUGCCUUGGAUCUAUCCUAUACCACUGUGACAAACAAUGUUCAUUUGUCAGAGUUUGGAAAGCAGUAUGUGUACCAAAAAGUUUACAGCGUUUAUAUACAGCUUCUGGCGAUGUACGUUUUACCGUGGCUGGCAAUGACUGUGUUUAAUAUUUUAUUACUACGAUGUGUUAAAAAGAUUACUAUGAUUCGCCAUAAUUGUCAUUCCAAGAGUGCCGCUGACGAUGGCCGUCGGCUAACUUUGCCGGUCAUUGCCGUGACGACGGUAUUCUUCCUGGCAUAUCCAUUCCCAGCAUUCGAGGACACUUUCUGUAAACUAUUCGACCCUUCAGAGGUCGGCUUAGAUGACACAUGUGGAGUUAAAAUGAAGAUAUUGUUCGAGCUGAUUAGUGAUAUAGCCAAAGUGUUGAAUUCUGCAGCCAAUUUCAUAUUCUACUGUUUACUCGGCCGGAAGUUCAGGAGGACCUUCCUGCAUCUUGCAAGCAGUUGGAGACGUCGUAUGUCAACUGUGGUGGCCAAGUCGUCCAUGGCGUUUGACAAUCAAGCGACACUGUCGAAAGCAGCGGCGUCAGUAUAUUUGGACAGAGAGCUUAGUCUCCGUCACGACAUCAACGAUGUGUAAGGAGACUCUACUCAACUGUUCAAUGGAGAGGCACAGCCAGACAGUGCUUAGGGAGUAAUUGGCGCAAUCUGUCUGAGAAGAUACGGCUUACUUAAUCACCUUAAUUACAUAACACAGUCUGAAACCUGUGAAGUGUAUGUGGGAUGGUGUCAAUGUUAUAAUUAACUACACUGCUUAUCAACAGUGUCGUCAUCAUUUGCAUCCAGUCUGCUGAGACGUAGACGCUUCACAUGACAGCCACACAUCAUUUGAGGGCGGGACCUGCACGACACACAACGUCAGGGUGGCAAGUGUAUGUCUAUCUUAUGAUGGUUUUCAGAUUGUCAGAUCGAGUAAUAUCUUUGUCUUAUUUUCAAGACAUGGUGAUACUUUAUUUUCGGAUCGGAAUUUGUAUUUUAUGAUAAUAACUAUGUUUACAUUUUAGAAGCAUGUCGACGCACGUUGACUGUUGCCUGCCAUGGCAUCUUGAUGUCAAGGAUAACUUGUAUCCUGGGCUCUUAUAUAUGCUCGCGCUCAGUGUCAUAAAGCACGUGUCAAGCUUGUGUGUCAUUCGUCAUGCUGAGGAAUAAUAUUAUUAAAGAAAGAGAGAAA